GCGCCCGAAGCUGACCAAAUACGAAGAAUUAACAGCAGCUGUAGAAGAAGAAACUAGACGUGAUUGCAAAAAGUCCAGAGAGUUCCGAACAGUCAACAUGGACACCAAGCAAAGAACUCAGAGACUCUCAGGUGGACAUGUACACAGAUAAGCCUCAAGUGAACGAGGAAUUGCGGCAGUGACUUCCUUCACCCGGCCAGCGUCCGCUGAAUCCUGUCCUCGGUGCAGAACCAUCUGACAAGCUUGUGGUCCUCCAGCUUCCUCUGGAGGCUCCUGCUACUAGCGCCACCCUUCCUACCCACGAUAGGACAUCUGGCUUGGUGUCCUCCAGAAUGUCGGCAGUCAUGGAGGCGGACUUGUCAGCCAGAGGACUCUUUCCGACAGGUCUAGAGAUCUGCGAGGGUCCUGGCGGUCCGACAACACGAGGGCCGCUUGUCAACAGCGGCCAUCGGGACGCCGCCAUUGGCCACAGAGCAGCCUACGGUCAAGCCCCGCCUCCAGACGCGGACAGGAAGAUGUCUCUGCUACUCCGAGAGCUGGACGCACUGAGGGAUGCCAACAAGAAGCUGCUGGAGCGGCUGAACCAGAAGGAGGAGGCGCUCCAGAGCAAGGAGGCGGAGCUGAUGGCCGACACCAAGCAGGCUAAAGACUGGGAAGGACCUUCAGAGUUCUUGGAACAGUUGUUGAGCGCUCGCAAGGACAGAGACGAGGCCAUGAUGUCACGAGUCCUGCUGGCCAAUCAGGAGCGAGAUGAGGCUUUACGCCAUGUGGCCCGACUGCAGCAGGCUGCGAAGUCCGACGCUAGUGACGGCCCGGCCCUCUGCGACAGUGACUUGGAAGCGGAGGAGCUCCUGGGCCGCGUUUGUCAGGCUGUCUCGGCGCAGGAAGUGGCCCAUUUGGGUCGGGCCCUGGUGGAGCACGUGCAGCUGGCCACGCAGCGCCGGCGCCACAUGGCCGCGCAGGAGAUGAAGGCCGUCAUGGAGCAGCGAGACGGCUCGCUCGCCAAGUGUCGACGGCUGCAGCAGGAAGUCUUGCGGGAGCGAGAGCAGAGGCUGAGCAAGGAAGAGCUGAUCAAACUUCAGCGGGAGCGAGACGCGGCCUUGGACGACAGGAGACGCCUGGAGGCGGAGUUAGUGCAAGCCAAUCACAGGUUCGAGCAACUCACAAAAGCUCCGCCCGCCGAUGAUGAUGAUGAUGGCCACUCCCGGGCUGCGCCCCUUCUGGCUCAGCUACAGCAGCUCACAGAGGACAAGCAUAAUGUGGAGGUGGAGCUUCUACGCUCCCAGGAGGCAGAGCGUGACGCCAGCGAGAGAGUCCACAGAUUGGAGCGUCUGGUGGAAGUUUUGAGGAAAAAAGUUGGCACAGGAAGCCUGCGCCCUGUUGUUUGAUCGCUUGGAUCGGGCCAUGUCAUCUUUUGUCGCCGUGACGACGGACGGUGAGAUUGUUCAGCGCGUCUUGUCUCAAUAAAAUGCCAUUGAAAAUGCAAAUAAUAGUUUUAUUCUUUUUGGGGGAGAGUUGCACUCCAGCUCUCCAGCCUCCCCCGCCUUACGCCCCCACCCACCCCAAUUGUGUGGUCUCCACGGAGAUGUCGGCCGUCUCGCGCUCCACUUGGGUGUCCCGCGCUGGUAAUCCCUAAUCUGCUCGUUGACAACAAAGAGCACCUUUCUUUGCUCCUACUUGUGACGCCACCUGCGCGCGCCCGCACGCGUUAAACAAGAGUAGGGCUUCAAGACUGGGUAAGGCAUCCAAAUAGGGUAAAGGCUUACGAGUUCAAAUUGGGAAAUUUGGGUUGGAAGGAAACAUGAAGGAUUUAAAAUUGGCUUCAGACCGAGCUGAGCGUUUUCAAAAAGGAUUGAGCUGGAAUGAAAAUGUCAAGCUAAAGUUACAGUUUGAAAUAGGGCUUCAUUCAAGACAGGGUUAGGGCUUCAAUGAUUUUCAAAUAAGGUUCAAAUGAAGUUGUCUUUUUUUUUUUUUUAAUUUUUUUUUUUUUAAAGGUAGGUUACAUUCAGAGGAGGUCUGCUUUGACAAUAGAUGCAUGAGCAACCACCACCACCAGCAACAACAACAUUUUUUACACUGGGUCCCAAAUAUGAGUCAGGAUUUGUUGCACUUCAAAUAAGGCUUUGAAACAUAGAUGAGCUUUCUGAAAUUGAAGCCAGAGUUGGGCUUUCAAGCAUGGCUCGGGCUUUCCGGUCAUGAGGGGUGCUGGUGAAAAUGAGGCUGUCAAGUCGGGUUUACAGCGUCAAACCGUUUUUUGGGCUUUCAGAUUAGCGCGUCACUUUGGCUUAGGCUUCCAAAUGAAGGUUUUCCAAAUGUGUUGCUGGAGGGAGGUUAAUGCUAGCGCUAAUGCUAACAAGUCACAUCGCCACGCACAAGUGGACCUAUUUUAUUGUGAAAGGAUGCAGUGGUUCUUAAUUGUGAAAGAGGCUCUUUGCUCUUUUGCGGCCGCUUCUCAAAGGCGCCAUUGUCGUCGUAUUGCACGUCAUUAAUUCGGAUCCCCAUCAAAAGCCCCACCCCCCCACUAGGCCCUCACCAGGUCCUUCAAAGUUUUGGUCCAGAAGGUGCACGCCAUGGCCUUUUCUGAAAGCGUGCUGGUGGGUCUGCCGCCCCGCCCGGACCAUAUGCUUACUUUUGGCCCCCCCCCCGUCACAUUUAUUAGUCUACACUUGUAGAUUAUCUGUCCUGCUUUUGUUGUGGAGGCCGUGGCUCAGGGAGUGGAGCGGGUUGUUCGGCAAUUGGAAGACUGUUGGUUUAGACCUGGCUCUGACUGAGUGUCAUGGACAAAACACUUCACACAUCUUGGCUCAGGGACGACAGAUGAAAAAUAGCCCUCUGGGUAAUUCUGGUACAACUACAGAAAUAUUCACUGAUUUAUACUGUCACUGUCAUAUAUACAAAAUAAAAAACAAAUCAUUAUUAAUGUUCA
Messenger RNA from Syngnathus typhle (broad-nosed pipefish), 2926 nucleotides. It is a transcript of the gene mipol1, whose product is annotated as mirror-image polydactyly 1. The record is from RefSeq and is a predicted model, not a curated record. The coding region runs from base 333 to 1388 and encodes 351 amino acids. The transcript is spliced from 13 exons. Lineage: Eukaryota; Metazoa; Chordata; Actinopteri; Syngnathiformes; Syngnathidae.